GCUGAACACGAAUCUCGAGCUAACGGCUAUCAAAGGCAAUAGACUUGGGUGUUUAUUGAUUGAAAGGGGGGAAUUUAUACAUUUGACAUUCGAAAGGGAUAUUUGUCUAUCUAGCGAUCCCUCCAAAAGAUAGGCUAUCUGCUUUGUAACUUGGAGGUAACUUGUUAUGUUAGCAAGUUAGCUAACCACUUGCUACUGCUAACUAGUGCGUUGACCGCGUUGGCUAGCCAGUUUGCUAACGUUGGCUAAUUUACCCAACCGGCUAGAAUUGCAAGACUGGUACACCUAGCUCCAUUAUCCAUUAUGGUUAUCAAGCCCACCAGCUGACCAUCAAAAUAUGAAUCGCGUUAUUGUAGUUAGCCAGUCAUAGCUAAUAUAACUUAGUUACUUUCUCUUGCGCGUUAGUGUCAAGUUAUUUUUAUGAAAUAUUUCGUUGUCAUUGAUGGUUGCAGAUGUAUUCCUACAAUAUAACGUUAGUAGGCAAAGUUUUGUCCUAGCCUGCUAGCUAACAGUAAUCUUCUAGUCUUUGCCUACCGACCAAUUACUACACAUACGACAGCUAGCAAACUAGACCAUUUCGUUAUUUUUUUUUACCAUUUACGCCCGAGGCAUCCGCGCGCUAUUAAUGUAAUUCAUAGUUAUUAGCUCGGUGGCUAGCGAUGUUACUUGGAAAAGCAUCCAUUUUGAGAUUGAGACAUGAUGGACCAGAAAGCUGCCUAACUAAUUCGUUAAGGUCAAACUAUGCAUGUAGGCAUACCUCAGGCGUGGAGUGUUGAAUUGCUUAGAAGCUUAAAUUCAUUAUUUCAGAAUCAAGAUAAUUUGACGUAUAGUUUUGUUUCCUGUUUGGCGAUAGGGAUUUAGACCUCCUCUUCCUCUGUCCUCGAUGCCAACAAAACAGCCGUCGAAGAAGCAGACGAAAAGAGUGCACUCAGAACUCGUUGGUGACAUCAGAGCUUCCCUUUCUUCAGACAGAGCCUUACUUUGUUCCGACAGGAUGAUGGCCAAAGAUGUUGGUCUGAUGGAAACCAAUGGAGAACUGAAGGUUUUUAUUGACCAGAAUCUGAGUCCUAGUAAAGGUGUCUUGUCUCUGGUUGCUGUCCAUCCUGCAUCCCUCCCUGUGGCCAAACAACUACUGCCCAAAACACUGGGGCUCUCCAAUGUCAACAUUGCUCCACACAUGGUUAUUGGUACGCCCCAGAGGCCCAGUGUUUCCAGUGCCAUACUGGUGAACAGCCCUCACACACCCAGCUCCCAGUUCCUCACACAGAGCCAGCCGGCCGACGCGUCGCCUUGGUCAUCGGGGAAGCGUGGUAAGAAGGGGGAGAAGAAUGGCAAGGGCCUGAGGCAUUUCUCCAUGAAGGUGUGUGAGAAGGUGCAAAAGAAGGGUGUCACCUCGUACAAUGAGGUGGCAGACGAGCUGGUGGCGGAGUUCAGCGCUGCAGACAACCACAUCUCCCCCAACGACUCUCAUGUGUAUGACCAGAAGAACAUCCGACGGCGUGUGUACGACGCGCUCAAUGUGCUUAUGGCCAUGAACAUCAUCUCUAAAGAGAAGAAAGAGAUCAAGUGGAUUGGUCUGCCCACCAACUCGGCCCAGGAAUGCCAGAACCUAGAGGUGGAGAGACAAAGGCGACUGGAGAGAAUCAAGCAGAAGCAGUCACAACUCCAAGAGCUUAUAUUACAGCAAAUAGCCUUUAAGAACCUGGUGCAGCGGAACCGACAGACGGAACAGCAGACCAACAGACCUCCGCCCCCCAACUCUCUCAUCCACCUCCCCUUCAUCAUUGUCAACACUAGCAAGAAGACUGUCAUCGACUGCAGCAUCUCCAACGACAAGUUUGAGUACCUGUUCAACUUUGACAGCAUGUUUGAGAUCCACGACGACAUUGAGGUGCUGAAGCGUAUGGGCAUGGCCUGUGGCCUGGAGGUGGGCAAGUGUUCCCCGGAGGACCUGAAGGUGGCACGUAGCCUGGUGCCCAAAGCCCUGGAGCCUUACGUCACAGAGAUGGCCCAGGGCCCCAUCAGUAACGUCUACAUCACUGGAGGAUCCUCCACCAACGGGGGGCGCCAUCACGGCCAGGGCAGUGACAGUGGUGCAGAUGGUACCCUGGCCUCCAGCUCUAAUGACUCUCACUACAGCGGCUCCCGUGUUGAGACCCCUGUGUCGUACAUGGGGGAUGAUGACGAGGAGGAUGACUAUGAUGAGAAUGACGAUGAAGAUUAACCUCCUGCCACUCCACGCAUUUCUCAUCUCCAACAUGCAGUCUGUCUCUGCAUCUCUCUCUGUAUCGCUUUCUCUCAAGGGCGUUGAAGAAUGUUUGAGUAUGGAGGCUGUGCAACCCUCUUCUCAGAGCGGGAUCCUGAAUCACAUGAUAGCCAAUGGCUCUCUGGGAAGUGUAGUUUAUGGCUUUGGCACUGCUGCGUCCUUUCUGUGUAUUAUCACCCUCUUCUUGGCAAGCCAUCCCACCCGAGAAUAAAGCUACAACAAAAAAUCUUCCAGCCAACUCAUUGCUGUUGGAGAAUGUAUAGUGUUCCUUGUGUGUGAAAUAGUUAUCUUUAUUAUGUUUUGAUUACGUUGGAGAGACUCAAUGGUGAACCACUGUUUCAAGAUGGCUGCCAGUGUAACUGCACCAGACCACUGGCUCAGAGACAUUCACUGGAUCCAAAAUGGCUGAUUUAGUUGCCACAACGCCCUAAGAAAGAUUGAGACUGCCCUUUUGAAAGUGUGGACACUAUUUUGUUACACCUCCCCUCCCCUGCUAUUUGUGGCAUUGAUUUCAAGCAGAGCAUUUGUAUCUGCUCCCCACCGUUCUGUAGGCAGCUGCUUUUCUGGUCCUUGUUUUUGGAGCGUUUUAGCAGCGACUCAAUCCCUCAGACCCUGUCACACCGUGGUAGUGUUUACAAAUGACUGGCACCAGCGAAGAAAAUAACUCCUACCCACGCUAACUAUAGGACAAUGUUAGGCUUUGUUUGUGAGAUGUAAACGGAUCCUGUGAAGAUUGUAGUUUAUAGCAUCCUUUACAGGUCAGUGGCGGAAGGAAGGCCUGGACAUGAUCGAUGUAUCAAAUAUGUGGGUUGUGUAGGUCUCGAUGGACUCACUUCCAAGAUCUCCUUUUUCAAACUGAACAACCCAUGUACUGAUUCUUCCAAAAUACCUUUUCUGUAAUCUAAUAUAAGUUUGAAAAUUAAAUAUAGAGAAUGUUUUAACAAGUUGA
Oncorhynchus mykiss (rainbow trout) is the source of this 3215-nucleotide messenger RNA. Its product is annotated as transcription factor Dp-1. Lineage: Eukaryota; Metazoa; Chordata; Actinopteri; Salmoniformes; Salmonidae. The record is from RefSeq and is a predicted model, not a curated record. Gene Ontology annotation, molecular function: DNA-binding transcription factor activity, RNA polymerase II-specific; RNA polymerase II transcription regulatory region sequence-specific DNA binding. Gene Ontology annotation, cellular component: nucleus; transcription regulator complex. Gene Ontology annotation, biological process: regulation of transcription by RNA polymerase II; regulation of cell cycle.